Messenger RNA from Rattus norvegicus (Norway rat), 1396 nucleotides. NCBI's taxonomy places the organism in Eukaryota, Metazoa, Chordata, Mammalia, Rodentia, Muridae. The record is from RefSeq and is a predicted model, not a curated record.
AGGAAGACAGGUAAGAGGGAGAUACAGGACCUGGGAGGAGACUAGAGUCCCAAGGUGCAGAAGUCCAUAGUUUCAGCUUGAAGCAGCCUGGGGCUACAGAUUAGCAUUUCAGAUGGCAGGGACAGCACGACAUGACCGAGAGAUGGCAAUCCAGUCCAAGAAAAAGCUCUCCACAACCACUGAUCCUAUUGAGAGACUGCGAUUGCAAUGCCUGGCCAGGGGUUCUGCAGGCAUCAAAGGACUUGGCAGAGUGUUUCGGAUUAUGGAUGACAAUAACAACCGAACCCUUGAUUUCAAAGAAUUUCUGAAAGGCUUAAAUGAUUACGCGGUGGUCAUGGAAAAAGAGGAGGCAGAAGAACUUUUCCGGAGAUUCGACAGAGAUGGAAAUGGAACAAUAGACUUCAAUGAGUUUCUUGUCAUGUUAAGACCCCCAAUGUCCAGAGCCAGAAAAGAGGUAAUCAUGAAAGCUUUUAGAAAGUUAGACAAAACAGGAGAUGGGGUUAUAACCAUCGAAGACCUUCGUGAAGUUUAUAACGCGAAACACCAUCCAAAGUAUCAAAAUGGGGAAUGGACGGAGGAACAAGUCUUCAGGAAGUUUCUGGAUAACUUUGACUCACCCUAUGAUAAAGAUGGGUUGGUCUCCGAAGAAGAUUUUGUGAAUUAUUAUGCAGGCGUCAGUGCUUCAAUUGACACAGACGCUUAUUUCGUUUUAAUGAUGAUGAAUUCUUGGAGAUUAUGAAUUUUGUUUAACAUCCUCUUGGAGGAAAUUGAGAGCUCUCAGAAAGCAGACUAUGGUCAUGAGGAGUCUGAUACUAUGGAUUUUAAUAAAAUGCAAACUAACUCUAGACAAAGGACUUCAGGCAACUAAGGACUGCUAAGAGAACUAGUCUUUCCAGCAAGGAGAGUUCUGAUCGGUUAUCUAAUGAAAUCAUAUAUCUUUAACAACAAAACUGGGCUUUGCAUUAAUGUAUUUGUAGAUCUAUUUAUUAUCUACCUAUAUGUCAUCUAUGUUUCUAUCUCAUCUAUAUCUAUCAUUUCUCUACCAUUUGUCUAUUACAAUAAUAAAGAAGAGUGCAAGUUUUAGAGGAGUUAGAGUGAGGUGAUAUGGGAGAGGUUGAAGGGAGAAAAGAAAAGGGGAAAAUGAUAUAUUUUACCAUAAAUAUAUUUUAAAAGAUAAAAUUAAAAUGUUUUUAAAAGUCUGGUGUUUUAAUUCCAAUAGAUCUUGUGUAAUCUUAAUAAGAACUCGAAUGUACUCAUUUCCACAAAUGCUGGAGAAUGAAAGGAAGGAAGAAACAAACUACAGGAGUCAUGAACUGAGAUUAGGAAGUGGUUUCUGUAUAAAAGUCACUUGUAUUGGAUAUUUCUGUUGUAGAGACAAAUAUAGAUGUCCCUCACA